Molecule: messenger RNA, 793 nt
Organism: Puccinia graminis f. sp. tritici CRL 75-36-700-3
Lineage: Eukaryota; Fungi; Basidiomycota; Pucciniomycetes; Pucciniales; Pucciniaceae
Exons: 6
Coding region: 116-793 (225 amino acids)
Cellular component (GO): cytoplasm; mitochondrion
Source: RefSeq, a predicted model, not a curated record
CACAAACUUCUCAGUAAAGAGUUCAUCAACCGAUUUUGGCCAUCCAGCAAGAAGAAACCACGAACGAAGCAAAACGAAAUUAUUAAUCGGAACCACCUAGGCCAUUCUCCUUCUAAUGGUACAAAAACCGACGUUUGAUCCAGAUCAUCGGCUGAAGCUUUCGUUCAUCGGUGGUUCGUUAUUAACCGGCCUCUCGAUCUGGUGCAUCAAAUCCAGCUACAAGAAGUACUUUCAUCGGAUCCGGAACGCUGAUUAUGUUACGCCUGACAUGCUCAAGUCUUCGUCUCGUUCUAUGACGCGUCCAGGCUUACGGAUUAAGGGAUUUGUGACCAGCGUAGGAGAUGCAGAUAAUUUCAGAAUAUAUCACACACCUGGUUUUGGAUGGAAUUGGUUAAGAAAUGUCCCCAAAAAGAAAACAGAUCUGAAGGACAUGACCAUUCAUAUUCGAUUAGCGGGGGUUGACGCGCCAGAACUUGCUCAUUUUGGCAAUCCGGCACAACCCUUUUCGAGAGAAGCUUUGGAUUUUCUGACGGGUCUGGUCAACCAAAGGAAAGUCGCAGUCGAUCUACUCAGCAAAGAUCGCUAUAAUCGGAUUGUAGGCAUGGCUUUCGUACGUCGAUGGAAGUAUCUCCCUUUCACUCAAAACGUCAGUCUGGCGAUGGUCCAGAAAGGUUCCACAGUCUAUAGAUCGGCGGGUGCUGAGUAUGGGCGUUAUGCCUCUCAACUAGAAAGAGCAGAAGUAGUAGCCAAGUUGAGUGUUGCAAUAUUUUAUCCUUUUAGCAUCACUCAUUAA